AACAAGUUGAGCCACGACUACAUAAUGUGACGUCCUUUACGUGAUGACGUCAUCUGCUGCGCUGUCAAACCAAAAACAGAAAAGUGAAUUCUGGACAAACGUUUUUCUACUGAAGAAAGGCAUUGAAUCUCAAUCAUGGCGCUGAGCAACAUGUGUCGCCUUUUGGCUCAACCUCAGCGAUGUGCCCUCCUUUGUUUUGCUCGAGCUCAGGGGACUGCAGCGCCUGUUAGGUGGGAUGCAGAGAAGUCCGAAAAGACCAAAGCAAGUAAAGUCCAGUUCAACUGGCGUGAUGCUCUGGACUUAGAGGGCCUGCUGACAGAGGAGGAGGUGAUGAUCAGAGAUUCUUUUAGAACCUACUGCCAAGACAAACUGAUGCCACGUAUCGUUUUAGCAAACAGAAAUGAAGUGUUCCACAGAGAAAUAGUGUCCGAAAUGGGUGAGAUGGGUGUCCUGGGUCCAACCAUUAAAGGUUACGGCUGUGCGGGGACGAGCUACGUAGCCUACGGUCUAAUCGCCCGAGAAGUGGAAAAGGUGGACAGCGGUUACCGUUCAGUCAUGAGCGUGCAGUCGUCACUGGUGAUGCAUCCCAUCAAUGCGUAUGGCACUGAGGAGCAGAAGCAGAAGUACCUGCCCAAGCUAGCUCGCGGAGAGAUCCUUGGUUGCUUUGGCCUGACUGAGCCAAAUCACGGCAGCGACCCAAGCAGCAUGGAGACCAGAGCAAAGUACAACCCGUCCAGUCGCACCUACUCCCUCACUGGCUCCAAGACGUGGAUCACCAACUCCCCUGUGGCGGAUAUCGCGGUGGUGUGGGCAAAAUGCGAUGACGGGAAGAUUCGCGGCUUCAUCUUGGAGCGAGGCAUGAAAGGCUUUUCCACUCCCAAGAUUGAGGGAAAGUUCUCCCUGAGAGCAUCUUCCACCGGGAUGAUUGUCAUGGAUGAAGUGGAGGUUCCUGAAGAGAACCUUCUUCCCAAUGCGACUGGACUUGGGGGUCCAUUUGGCUGCUUGAACAACGCUCGUUACGGCAUUGCAUGGGGGGCUCUUGGGGCGGCAGAGUUCUGCUUCCACGCAGCUCGUCAGUACACGCUUGACAGGAUCCAAUUUGGAGUGCCACUCGCACGGAAUCAGCUAAUGCAGAAGAAAAUGGCUGACAUGUUGACCGAGAUCACCAUCGGUCUACAGUCUUGUCUGCAGCUGGGGAGACUCAUCGAUGAGAAAAAGUCUGCCCCUGAGAUGAUCUCAAUGCUAAAGCGGAACAGCUGCGGUAAAGCACUGGACGUAGCCAGACAGGCCAGAGACAUGCUGGGAGGAAACGGCAUCGCGGACGAAUACCACAUCAUCCGCCACGUCUUGAACCUGGAGGCCGUCAACACAUAUGAAGGUACCCACGAUAUCCACGCAUUGAUACUGGGCCGAGCAAUCACUGGUCUGCAGUCCUUCACUGUGGACAAAUAGAGCCGCAUUCUUGUCGCUGCUUUCAACCAAUCGGGAGUUUGAAAAGACUGUACACGUCAAUUCUGUAAUAUGACCGCUGACUAUAAAGAGAGAUAUUUUUGUAAUUUGAAUAACAUCCUGUUUUGUUUAAAAACAUGAUUCGAUUAGGAAGUUGUGACGUGACGAUUAGAGUUGCUGUCGGUUACUGAUAAGAGAUAAAACGGCUCUCCAUAUCUCAACGUUUGAAAUAGAACCGUAAUGAACGGUUGUCCGAGAUAAGACAUGAUGCUGUAGCACUUUACUGGUUCCUUUCCUGAGAUGAUCAUGACUCCAUGAUUCGCGAAAGGUCAAGUUUGCAUCAACGCUUUUGAAUAAAGAGUAUUUUAAAAAGUUCA
Syngnathus acus (greater pipefish) is the source of this 1826-nucleotide messenger RNA. RefSeq names its product glutaryl-CoA dehydrogenase, mitochondrial-like. The record is from RefSeq and is a predicted model, not a curated record. The transcript is spliced from 12 exons. Gene Ontology annotation, cellular component: mitochondrial inner membrane. NCBI's taxonomy places the organism in Eukaryota, Metazoa, Chordata, Actinopteri, Syngnathiformes, Syngnathidae. The coding region runs from base 136 to 1452 and encodes 438 amino acids. Gene Ontology annotation, molecular function: flavin adenine dinucleotide binding; glutaryl-CoA dehydrogenase activity; fatty-acyl-CoA binding. Gene Ontology annotation, biological process: fatty-acyl-CoA biosynthetic process; fatty acid beta-oxidation using acyl-CoA dehydrogenase.